This is a messenger RNA of Teleopsis dalmanni, 1459 nucleotides long. Its product is annotated as elongation of very long chain fatty acids protein-like. Gene Ontology annotation, cellular component: endoplasmic reticulum membrane. The record is from RefSeq and is a predicted model, not a curated record. Gene Ontology annotation, molecular function: fatty acid elongase activity. Bases 40 to 975 code for a protein of 311 amino acids. Lineage: Eukaryota; Metazoa; Arthropoda; Insecta; Diptera; Diopsidae. Gene Ontology annotation, biological process: fatty acid elongation, polyunsaturated fatty acid; fatty acid elongation, saturated fatty acid; very long-chain fatty acid biosynthetic process. The transcript is spliced from 5 exons.
GAAUACAUUACAUCAUUUUAUGAAGGAUGGCGGGACCUUAUGGAUAACAAAUCAGAUCCGCGAACGAGAAAUUGGCCCUUAAUGAGUUCGCCCUUCCCCACCAUAGCAAUUAGUUUAACAUACGCUUAUUUUGUAAAAGUACUUGGUCCCAAAUUGAUGGAAAACAGAAAACCCUUUCAGUUAAGAAAAGUUUUGAUUGUCUAUAAUUUUGCACAAGUCAUAUUUAGUGCCUGGCUAUUUUAUGAAUCCUGCAUAGGAGGCUGGCUAAAUGGUUACAAUAUUCGAUGCGAACCAGUCGACUACUCCCCUUCUCCAGCAGCGUUAAGGACGGCGCGCGGUUGUUGGUGGUAUUUCUUCUCCAAAUUUACUGAGUUCUUCGAUACCUUCUUCUUUGUGAUGCGUAAACGCUAUGAUCAAGUAUCGACACUCCAUGUCAUACAUCAUGGCAUUAUGCCGGUAUCAGUUUGGUGGGGUGUGAAAUUCACACCUGGCGGUCAUUCUACCUUCUUCGGUUUUCUGAAUACAUUCGUGCACAUUAUAAUGUACACCUAUUACAUGUUAGCCGCUAUGGGCCCUAAAGUACAAAAGUAUUUGUGGUGGAAGAAGUACCUCACAGUCUUGCAGAUGAUACAAUUCGUAUUGGUAAUGGUCCACUCAUUCCAAUUGUUCUUCAGAAAUGACUGCAACUAUCCAAUCGGUUUUGCUUACUUCAUUGGUGCGCAUGCUGUUAUGUUCUACUUCCUCUUCUCCGAUUUUUACAAACAAGCCUAUUUAAAACGCGAACAAAAGAAAGAAAAAUUGGCCAACAAAGCAAAUGGUUAUGCAAAUGGUGUACAUAAAACGCUCGAAUACCAAAAUGGAUCAGCAUACGCUACCGAAAUCAAUGGCAACACUAAGUUGCAGGACUCCAUGCUCAUCACAUCGCCAACAGCAACAACAACAAGACAGCGAGUAUUUGCCGCAGCCAAUAAUUAAUUUAUUUAAAAUAUAAAUAUAAAAAAUUCUUAGUCUUAAGUAAAAAUUUAUAUUUUUUAUUUUUAUUUUUUACUCGUACAGUAGAUCGUGCAGUUAGAUCCAAACAUAGGCAAUCGGAGUAUGUUAGAUGUUAGGUAGUUAUGUUACAUAGUAGCAGACAGGAGCAGACGGGAGCAGUGCCUUGCGCUUGGACAAUUGCAUUGCUUAGCUUCUUUAGAGUUUUAGACUAGACAUCGUAUAUAAUUUUUUCUUAAAUUGUAUUAAACUGUGUAAGUUGUUAAUCGCGGAGGAGUUAGUAUAUUAUAUUAUUAUACUAGUUUGUAUUUUGUAUUUUGUAUUAUGGUCAUUUGGACUUCACAUCUUAUAUACACAUGUACAUAUGUAAAAUUGUAUAUGCGUACCAUAGGCACUUUUGUUAUAAUAAUGUAUGUAUUUUAUAUAUCUGAAUCUGUACUUUAAUUAAAUUAGUUCAUUUGUAUGAAAA